Molecule: messenger RNA, 3336 nt
Organism: Neogale vison (American mink)
Lineage: Eukaryota; Metazoa; Chordata; Mammalia; Carnivora; Mustelidae
Gene: PITPNM3
Product: PITPNM family member 3
Exons: 24
Coding region: 1-3336 (1111 amino acids)
Biological process (GO): phospholipid transport
Cellular component (GO): cytoplasm
Molecular function (GO): phosphatidylcholine intramembrane carrier activity; phosphatidylinositol binding; phosphatidylcholine binding
Source: RefSeq, a predicted model, not a curated record
AUGUGCACUGUCGGUCUGCGCCGAGCCCUGCGGGGGCUGGCAGACUCGCUGCAGCUCCUGGCCCUGUGCAGUGAAGCGGGCAGCGAGGAGUCACUUGGCUUGGGCCUGAGCUGGGAGCGGCUGUGCCAGGCCUGCCGGGCACCAUGGUUCACCGGGGACAGCACAGCACCCCUCCGGGGGCCCUGCAGGUCCCAAGAGCGGGUACAGGCUGUCCCCAGGGUGGUGCUUGUGAGGUUUGCUCUGAGGCUGGGGGUGGCCUGUCUGUGGGACACGUUCAUGCCCCGGGGUGGGGGAGGUUUUGUGGCUGCAGGAAGAGGGGUCAGCCUGUGUGGCCAGGGCUGGCGGCGGCAGGUGCUGCUGCGUCAGACCCCAGAAACCGGGUUCCUGGCCCGCAAGCUGCUGUCGCAGCUUCUCAGCCCGGCUCGUCCCCAGGCCGGUGGCCCUCCCCCGGGCGGCGGUGCCCCCUGGCACCUGAGAAACGUGCUCGGCGACUCCGUGGAAAGCUCGGACGAUGAAUUCUUUGAUGCCAGAGAGGAGGUGGCCGAAGGGAAGAGUGCCCUCCUCAUCGGGAUGAGCCAGUGGAACUCCAACGACCUGGCGGAGCAGAUGGAGACCAUGGGGAAGCUGGAUGAGCGUCCGGGAGACGCGAGCGCCCCGUGCACUUCCAGCACCCUCCAGGAGAAGCAGCGAGAGCUGUAUCGAGUCUCCCUGAGAAGACAGAGGUUCCCAGCCCAGGGAAGCAUCGAGAUCCACGAAGACAAUGAGGAAGGCUGCCUACAGCGCUCCUGCAAGACGCAUGUCCUCCUGCUGGUGCUGCACGGGGGGAGCAUCCUGGACACGGGCGUGGGGGACCCGUCCUGCAAGGCGGCCGACAUCCACACCUUCGGCUCGGUGCUGGAGAAAGUCACGCGAGCCCACUUCCCGGCGGCCCUGGGCCACAUCCUCAUCAAGUUCGUGCCCUGCCCUGCUGUCUGCUCCGACGCCUUCUCCCUCGUCUCUAACCUGAACCCCUACAGCCACGAUGACGGCGGCCUCGGCAACAGCCAGGACCACGUCCCUCUGGCUGCCCUGCCCCUGCUGGCCAUCUCCUCCCCACGCUACCAGGACGCGGUGGCGACCGUCAUUGAGCGAGCCAACCAGGUCUACGCGGAGUUCCUCAGGUCUCCGGACGGGCUCGGCUUCAGUGGGCAGGUGUGUCUCAUCGGGGACUGUGUGGGGGGCCUCCUGGCCUUCGACGCCAUCUGCUACAGCGCGGGGCCCUCGGGGGACAGCCCGGGCAGCAGCAGCCGGAAGGGGAGCAUCAGUAGCACGCAGGACAGCCCGGUGGUGGUGAGCGAGGCGUGCGGUCUGGCCGGCAGCAAGCGCCUCAGCAGGAGCAGCAUCGACGUGUCCAGCGCGCCUGAGGACGAGGGGCCCCAGAGGCCGUUGCCACGGAAACAGAGCGACUCGUCCACCUACGACUGUGAGGCCGUCGCCCAGCAUCACACCUUCCUGUCGAGCAUCCACUCCAGCGUGCUGAAGGACGAGGCUGAGACCCCUGCGCCCAGGGCGUCCCAGCCACCUGAGGUCAGCCUGGGCCGCCUGGACUUCGACGUGUCCGACUUCUUCCUCUUCGGCUCACCCCUGGGCCUGGUCCUGGCCAUGCGGAGGACAGUGCUGCCCGGGCUGGACGGCCUCCACGUGCGCCCCGCCUGCGGCCAGGUGUACAGCUUCUUCCACUGUGCCGACCCCUCGGCCUCACGGCUGGAGCCCCUGCUGGAGCCCAAGUUCCACCUGGUGCCGCCGGUCAGCGUGCCCCGCUACCAGAGGUUCCCGCUGGGCGACGGACAGUCCCUCCUCCUGGCGGAUGCCCUGCGUGCCCACAGUCCCCUCUUCCUAGAGGGCAGCUCACGGGACAGCCCGCCACUUCCGGAUGCCCCCUCCUCGUCUCCCCAGGGCCUGCGGGCCCAGCGCCCGGAACGGAGGACGAGCCAGGACAGCUCCCAUAGUGAGAGCUCAGCGUCCUCGGACAGCCUGGCACCAGUGGGUGCCUCCCACGUCACAGCCAGGUGGUGGGGCGCCAGGCGCAUCGACUACGCCCUGUACUGCCCCGACGUCCUGACGGCCUUCCCCACCGUGGCCCUGCCACACCUCUUCCACGCCAGCUACUGGGAGUCCACGGACGUGGUGGCCUUCAUCCUGAGACAGGUGAUGCGCUACGAGACGGUGACGGUCAAGGAGAGUGCGGGCCUGGACCCCACGGCACUGAGUCCCGCCAAGCCCCGGGAGAAGUGGCUCCGUAAGCGGACGCAGGUCAAGCUGCGGAAUGUGACUGCGAACCACCGGGCCAAUGACGUGAUCGCGGCCGAAGACGGCCCCCAGGUCCUGGUGGGGCGCUUCAUGUAUGGGCCCCUUGACAUGGUGGCCCUGACCGGAGAGAAGGUGGACAUCCUGGUGAUGGCGGAGCCAUCCUCGGGCCGCUGGGUGCACCUGGACACCGAGAUCACCAACGGCAGUGGCCGGAUCACGUACAGCGUGCCGCGGCCCCGGCGCCUGGGAGUUGGGGUCUACCCCGUGAAGAUGGUUGUCAGGGGCGACCAGACCUUUGCGACGAGCUACCUCACGGUGCUGCCCCGGGGCAUGGAGUGUGUGGUGUUCAGCAUUGACGGGUCCUUCGCCGCCAGCGUGUCCAUCAUGGGAAGUGACCCCAAGGUCCGGCCGGGCGCAGUGGACGUCGUCCGGCACUGGCAGGACCUGGGCUAUUUGAUUCUGUACAUCACGGGCCGGCCGGACAUGCAGAAGCAGCGGGUGGUGUCCUGGCUGUCCCAGCACAACUUUCCCCAGGGCAUGAUCUUCUUCUCCGAUGGUCUGGUGCACGACCCCCUGCGGCAGAAGGCCAUCUUCCUGCGUAACCUCGUGCAGGAGUGUUUCAUCAGAAUCAGCGCAGCCUACGGCUCCACCAAGGACAUCUCGGUCUACAGCGUGCUGGGGCUGCCGCCCUCCCAGAUCUUCAUCGUGGGCCGGCCGGCCAAGAAGUACCAGACCCAGUGCCAGUUUCUGAGCGAGGGCUACGCUGUGCACCUGGCGGCGCUGGAGGCUGGCCACCGCUCGCGCCCCAAGAAGAACAACUCGCGAAUGGUCCUGCGCAAGGGCAGCUUUGGCCUGCACGCCCAGCCCGAGUUCCUGCGCAAGCGGAACCACCUGCGCCGCACCAUGUCCGUGCAGCAGCCCGACCCGCCCGCCAACCCCAAGCCUGAGCGGGCGCAGAGCCAGCCCGAGUCCGACAAGGACCACGAGCGGCCCCUGGCCGCGCUCAGCUGGGCACGCGGGCCCCCCAAGUUUGAGUCGGUGCCCUGA